AUGAUCACCGCGAAUGCGCGUGGACUACCCGGGUAAAGGCGCACCGCGCGCCUUUUCGGUGAAGCAAAAUUUGCUUUUUUUUGCGAGCCGUCGUAACGCAAGGGCUUUGAUUUUCUCACGCGCGCGAAGGAGCACAGCGUACAACUGCGAACUUUUUCUAUCAACACUCCGCCAUCUCCAAUAGGUAUUUCUCCGGGUCUCUUCCGCCGGCGAUAUCCUCCAAACCUGGCAUUCUCGGGGAUCUUUUUUUCGUCAUGUCGUCUACACAAGAUGGUUACCCGUCUGGUCGGAAUCCAGAUGAGGGAGAAGAGGGCACUUUAUGCGAUCGAGAGUCUCCUCUCUCUGCGAAGCGACUGUCCAAAGCCGAGAAAAAACAGCUUCGCCAAGCCCUCCGCGAGGCCCAUUGGAAAACGCACGCACCCAAAGAACGAGAAAAUCGACGCAGAAAUCGGUCCGCGCGUAUAUCUGCUAUGAAGGCUGCUGGGAAAGACCCCAGUGUAGAACUGCCUACUGGAAAAAAAAACAUCUUCUACUUGCGAAAGAAACGGCCAGUUGACCAAAUUGUCUUUUCCAACAUCCGUGUCGUCAUCGAUCUGUCGUUCGACCAUCUGAUGAAUGACAGGGCCAUCAAUUCCUUGGUCACGCAGGUAUCCCAGUGUUACGCGACCAACAGAAAGCUAGAAUGCCCGCUUCAACUGCAUCUCACUGGAUUCGGACAAAGAUUCCAGCAAAAAAUAACAUCUUUAGACGGAUUCGAAAAGUGGGCGAUCAAAACCCAUUCGGAGUCUUACCUAGACCUUUUUCCGCGCUCCGAUCUAGUUUACUUGUGUGACGGGUCCGAGAACGUCCUUCGAACCCUUGAAGCGGACAAGGUCUAUGUGAUUGGCGGAUUGGUCGAUCACAACCAACAUAAAGGAAUUUGCUAUAAUCUCGCGCUCGAAAACCACAUAGAAACUGCUCGACUCCCUUUGGAAGUGCUUUCCGAAAUGAAGGCAUGCAAGGUUUUGACUGUCAACCAAGUCUUUCAAAUUUUGUCGGAUAUGUCGGUGAAGACUGACUGGAAGGAGUGUCUGCAACUCGCCAUACCAAAAAGAAAAUACCCCAAUUCAGUGCAAUCCUACCCAAACCCUGAAAAGAAGUCUGAAGUUCACGUAGACACAUAGCGCGUUUUCGAUCCGACGGAUUCUGCGGGGAUUGGCGGGCUCGACCGGCGUUGUCGGAACCCAUCAGAGACGGAAAGACAUCACUUGCAACUCGGACACCCUUCUUAUCGGAUUUUCAAAAUGCAGGGUUAGUCCACAAGCGCGUCAGAUAUGUCUCCCGGAAGAUGCUCUAGGCGAGAGGCUGGGCCGGCGUCCGAAUUGAAGAAUACGCAAAUUACAACUUGGUACAAAACGCCCUCUGUACAAUCCUUUCCGUGUAUUCUCACCAAAAAAAUAUUGGGGUUUGAGUCCAUACGCGUACAAUAAAGGGCAUCCGACCCUGUUGCUACC
Molecule: messenger RNA, 1493 nt
Organism: Schistocerca gregaria
Lineage: Eukaryota; Metazoa; Arthropoda; Insecta; Orthoptera; Acrididae
Product: tRNA methyltransferase 10 homolog A-like
Exons: 1
Coding region: 255-1163 (302 amino acids)
Biological process (GO): tRNA N1-guanine methylation
Cellular component (GO): nucleus
Molecular function (GO): tRNA binding
Source: RefSeq, a predicted model, not a curated record